Messenger RNA from Aspergillus puulaauensis, 987 nucleotides. RefSeq lists its product as uncharacterized. The record is from RefSeq and is a predicted model, not a curated record. The transcript has 6 exons. The coding region runs from base 1 to 987 and encodes 328 amino acids. NCBI's taxonomy places the organism in Eukaryota, Fungi, Ascomycota, Eurotiomycetes, Eurotiales, Aspergillaceae. Gene Ontology annotation, molecular function: arylformamidase activity.
AUGAGUUUUAAUGCGAAUAGCUACCCCUCUUUCGACUCUCUCCCCGUCGAUGAGAAUGGUCCUCACGGGAAUGCCUGGGGACUUUGGGGUCCUGAUGAUCAACUGGGAACGCUGAAUCUGCUGAUCGACGAGGUUAUACAGAAAGCUGCAGCCGAGAAUAUUAGGACUGGGACAACGGUGUCACUCAAUUGGUCCAUGACCGCCGCCUCGAACCCAAAGUUCGCUCGCAAGCUUCUAGAUCUGCGCUUGAUCAACAAGGCACCACUAAAACACGCUCAUGAUGACGAGUGGACAUUCAACUCUCAGUGCAGUUCCCAAUGGGACGGAUUCCGUCAUUAUGCAUAUCAGAACGAGGGUUUGUACUACAUGGGCCGCACAGCCGAGGAUUUCGCAGCAUCUGACGUCCCUAAUGGCAUUCAACACGUUUCAAAGAAGGGUAUCACCGGCCGCGCAAUCCUCAUCGACUGGUACAGCUGGGCACAAACCCAAGACAUGUCCGUAGACGCCAUGUCCGCGCACGAAAUUCCUUUCUCGGAACUCCUUGCGACUCUCGCGUACCAGAAAAUCGACCCAUCAACCUUCCGACGAGGUGACAUUCUCGUUCUAAGAACAGGGUACCUAGCCCAGUAUGCCGAAAUGCCAGCGCACAAACGCGAGCAUCUGAAUGAGCUCUACAAAACUCAGAAGCCUGAUAACAUCGGGCUUAAACCGUCCGAGGAGCUACUACGGUUCCUAUGGGAUACUAAAAUUGCUGCCAUUUGUGGCGAUUCUCGCUCUUUAGAGGUUUGGCCAUGCACGGAGGAGAAAUGGCAUAUGCAUGAGUGGCUGCUUGCCGGGUGGGGGAUGCCGAUUGGGGAGCUGUUUGAUUUGGAGGAGCUGACAAGAGUUUGUCGGAAACUUGGGCGGUAUACCUUCUUCCUAUCCAGCUCACCAAUGAAUGUUCCCGGCGCCGUUGCCAGCCCCCCGAAUGCGUUGGCACUUUUCUAG